AUGCGUUCAUCGUUUCUCCUCGCAGGGCUCAGUUCCCUUGCAGCACCAGCACUCGCGAUCGUGCACGAGAAGAUCACUGCCGCUCCGAAUGGCUGGACUCUGGUCAAGCAUGCACCGGAAAGCGACCAGAUUACUUUGUCAAUCGCCCUGGCACGCCAGAACCUAGAUCAGCUCGAGGACAAGUUGACAGCAUUGUCGACUCCGGGCAAUGCAGAGUACGGCCAAUGGCUGGAUCAAUCCGGGAUUGAGUCGCUCUUUCCCACCGCGAGCGAUGAAGCCGUUCUUCGUUGGCUCAGAAAUGCGGGCGUCACUCAUAUCGCUCGACAGGGAGGCUUGGUGAAUUUCGCCACGUCGGUCGGAACUGUGAACAAGCUCUUUGACACGACGUUCUCGUAUUAUCAAAACGGCGCGGCUCAGAAGUUGCGCACUACACAGUACUCCAUCCCGGAUGACCUCGCCCACGCAAUUGAUCUUGUCGCCCCAACUGUCUUUUUCGGCAAACAACAGGAGAGCGUCGCUCUUCCUACUCACCAUAAGUUCGCUGCAGGGACCAGGACAACAGCGGGCAACGUAUCCUGCGCGGAUUUGAUCACCCCGGAAUGUUUAGCUGACAUGUACAACUUCCGAGGCUAUAAGCCCAGCGCAUCCUCCGGAAGUAAAGUUGGCUUUGGAAGCUUCUUGAACGAAUCUGCCAACUAUGUAGACCUGGCCCUUUAUGAGAAGCGGUUCAACAUUCCAUCGCAGAAUUUCUCCGUCGAGUUGAUCAAUGGAGCCACGAACGACCAGAACUGGACAACGGCAUCCGUCGGCGAGGCCAACUUGGAUGUGGAGCUGAUUGUCGGUGUUAGCCAUCCUCUGCCAGUGAUGGAGUUUAUCACCGGUGGUACACCCCCAUUUAUUCCAAAUGUCGGCCAACCCACGCCGGCGGACAACCAGAACGAGCCGUAUCUGGAGUACUAUGAAUAUCUCCUGGCGAAGCCAAACUCUGCGCUGCCCCAGGUUCUCUCCAACUCAUACGGCGACGAAGAACAGACUGUUCCGGAAUACUACGCCAAGAGGGUGUGCAAUUUAAUUGGCUUAAUGGGUCUUCGCGGGAUCACCGUGCUUGAGUCUUCUGGCGACACCGGUAUUGGCUCCUCAUGCAUGUCUAACGACGGCACCGACACUCCUGAGUUCACACCCAUCUUCCCUGCAACUUGCCCCUAUAUCACAUCAGUAGGUGGCACUCAGGCAUAUGCUCCGGAAGUCGCAUGGGAAGCGUCCUCCGGCGGGUUCAGCAAUUACUUUAGCCGUGCCUGGUACCAGGAAUCCGCGGUUAGCAAGUAUCUUGCGCAGCAUAUUACCACCGAGACCAAGGAUUACUAUUCCCAGUAUACAAACUUCUCCGGUCGUGGGUUCCCCGACGUAUCUGCCCAUAGCUUGACUCCGAACUAUGAGGUGGUCGUUAAGGGCCAACGUCGCACAUCCGGCGGCACAUCCGCGGCCAGCCCUGUCUUCGCCGCACUGGUGGGGAUGUUGAAUGAUGCCCGCUUGCGCGCCGGUAAACCAGCACUCGGAUUUUUGAACCCCCUGUUGUACAGUGGGGCUCUCAAGGACUUCACUGAUAUCACGGCCGGGUCAUCCAUCGGAUGUAACGGCGUCAACCCUCAAACUGGCCAGAAGGUUCCGGGAGGUGGUGUCAUUCCCUAUGCCCACUGGAAUGCAACUGCCGGAUGGGAUCCUGUGACGGGUUUGGGCGUUCCUGACUUCAUGAAGUUGAAGGAUUUGGUGCUGUCACUGUAA
This is a messenger RNA of Aspergillus bombycis, 1782 nucleotides long. Its product is annotated as S53 family peptidase. Gene Ontology annotation, molecular function: serine-type endopeptidase activity; tripeptidyl-peptidase activity. The record is from RefSeq and is a predicted model, not a curated record. Gene Ontology annotation, biological process: proteolysis. Bases 1 to 1782 code for a protein of 593 amino acids. NCBI's taxonomy places the organism in Eukaryota, Fungi, Ascomycota, Eurotiomycetes, Eurotiales, Aspergillaceae. The transcript has 5 exons.